AUGAUCCGACGGUUCUGGGAAGUCGAAGAGGUUCCCAAUGCAGCCACCCUUUCGCCCGAGGAGCAGCAAUGCGAAGAUCAUUUUUCGUCCACCUACUCGAGAGACGAAACCGGACGAUUCGUAGUUCGAUUGCCGUUCAAAGCGAAUGCCGACCAGAUGGACAGCUGCCGAAACCUGGCAUUGAAACGCUUUUUCAUGCUAGAGAAUCGGUUGCAGCGCAAUCUCGAAUUGAAAACGCAAUAUCUGGACUUCAUGCGAGAGUACCAGCAGCUCGGCCAUUGCCGAGAAGUGGAUGUGGCCAAUGACAACCCGAAUCUGAAGCCAUAUUAUUUGCCGCAUCACGCGGUGCUACGCCCAGGCAGCUCAUCAACGAAGUGUCGCGUCGUCUUCGACGCUAGCGCUAAAUCCGCUCCGACGAACCCGUCCCUCAACGAAGCGCUACUGGUGGGUCCAGUAGUCCAAAGCGACAUCCUUUCGAUCAUGAUUCGAUUCCGUCAACAUCGAUACGUUUUCACGGCGGACAUAAAGAAAAUGUACCGUCAAAUAGUUGUCCACCCCGAGGACACACACAAGCAGCGCAUCUUUUGGAGGGAGCAUCCGACCGAACCGCUGAAGAUCCUGGAGUUACUAACCGUUACGUACGGUACGGCUUCAGCACCCUUCCAAGCAACCCGAAGCCUAACGCAACUUGCCAUCGACGAAGCUGAAGAAUUCCCUGUAGCAGCGCAAAUAAUCAAAUUCGACUGUUACGUUGACGACGUGCUCUCAGGGACUGCUACAAUCGACGAAGCCAUCGAAGCGCAGCGCCAGCUGAAGGAGAUGCUGGCCCGUGGUGAGUUUCCAAUUCACAAAUGGUGCUCCAACUCGCCUCAGCUCCUGGAACUCAUCCCAGACGACGAACGAGAAUCGCUGAAACCGCUUGCAGAUCGCCAUGUCAAUGAAGUGAUCAAAGUUCUCGGCCUGCUGUGGGAGCCGGCCACCGAUGAGCUUUUGAUUGCUGAGUGCUCCAAACCGACAGCAGAACAAGUCCAACAACCCGCUACAAAGAGGAUCAUCUAUUCGGAGGUAGCCAAACACUUCGACCCAUUAGGACUGUUUGCCCCAUCCAUUCUGUUGGCAAAGCUACUGGUACAACGCCUGUGGCAAUGCAAACUGGAUUGGGACGAACCUGUGGAUGAACGAACCCAAAUGGAAUGGAACGAACUCAGUGAUGCGCUACCAAACCUGCUGCAAAUCAAAAUCCCCCGCCAAGUCACGUUUCAUGGUGCAGUCUACUACGAGCUACAUGGAUUCGCAGAUGCAUCCAAUGUGGCGUAUGGAGCGUGUGUGUACAUCCAAAGCACACUGGAAGAUGGAACCAUCAAGUCACGGUUGCUGAUAAGCAAGACCAAAGUUGCCCCGCUUCAUCCACUCACGAUUCCGCGCAAGCAAUUGUGCGCCGCACUCUUGCUCGUCCGGCUGGUGUGCAAGGUACUACCAGCCCUCACCAUUCCGAUCCGACACGUAGUGUUGUACUCCGACAGCGAAAUCGUUCUCUCGUGGCUGAAGAAGCGCCCCUACCAGCUACAAACAUUCGUCUGCAACCGCAUCAACGAGAUCCAAACCAACUCAGAGGGGUACACAUGGAAAUACGUUCGCUCUCACCACAACCCGGCAGACAUCGUAUCUCGUGGGCUUAUGCCAUGCGAGCUAACCAUCAGUGAACUGUUUUGGACUGGUGGCGAGUAUAUCAACUCACCGGUCGCCGGUCCCGAUGUGCCGAAAGUGGUUUCCGACGACGAUCUACCGGAAUUGAAGGUCAACGUAGCAGCUAUGCCGGCGCUCAUUGAAGAGCCGCUGGAAACCUUCAAGACCUGCAGUUCUUUCCGUCGCCUUCAACGAAUAAUCGCAUGGGUAUUGCGGUUCUGGAACAACAUCCGAACUCCGAAAGCUGAUCGCAUCAUCAAUCGACAUCUCUCCGUGGUAGAACUUCGACGUUCGACGAUCGUCCUUGUAGAAGUGAUUCAGCACGUCGAACUUGGAGACGAGAUCCAGCGAGUAAAAACCAAGACGCCUUGCAAACGAAUUGGGAAUGUCAACCCGAUUCUCACCGACGAUGGCGUGCUAAGGGUCGGGGGUCGACUCAAGCACUCCAAACUGCCCAACGAAUCGAAGCACCAAUUGAUCCUGCCGAACGCGAGCCCGGUGACACUUUGCUUGAUCCGGGAAAUGCACCAAGAGCUUCUUCACGUUGGACCUGCUGGACUACUCUCUGCAAUCAGAUGA
Molecule: messenger RNA, 2265 nt
Organism: Aedes albopictus (Asian tiger mosquito)
Lineage: Eukaryota; Metazoa; Arthropoda; Insecta; Diptera; Culicidae
Exons: 1
Coding region: 1-2265 (754 amino acids)
Source: RefSeq, a predicted model, not a curated record